CGCGGCCGAGAGUGAUGAGAGGCAGCGAGGCGGGAGAGCGAGACCGUGACUGGGCUGGGGCUGGCAGCGGCCGCAUCAUCGCGGAGCGACGCGAGCAGAGAGGCCGCCGCGGGAGAUUGAAGUGCCUGCGCCGCCGUUGGGGCCGCUGUGAGGCGAGGAGGGGGCGGCGCCGCCGCUGCUGCUGCCGCCGCCACCGCAGCUGUUGCGCGGGGGGCGGAGGAGGAGAAAAAGAGGAGGGAGCCGCCCGUCCUUCCGUCGGCCGGCUGCGCGCCCGGGCCGGGACUCGCCGCCCUGAGCGGGGAGAAGCGGGACGGCGAUCCCGUCGGAGCGGUGCCCGGGGGCUGCUGCCCGGCCCUCCGGAGGAGCGUAGAAGCCGCGGGGUUUAUGGAGCUGGAAGUCCAGGCUGCGAAGUAAAACUUGCCUCUUUCUCCUCGCGAUUCCCACAUGCAAGUUGAUAACGUGAGACCAGCUGCUUUUCUUAUCGCUGCUGCUACCUCGAGUGCCGGGGGCCAGUGCUCUCCCCCCGCUGCCGCUGCUGUUUCCUUUACCCGGCCGCGGAGCUGCUCGGUGGGUUUCCCUUGCCAUGUGGGGCUAGGAGGGGUGCAGCCAUUCUCCACAGGGUGAAGCGGUAAACAUGGAGGCGGUGUGCAGAACCGACAGCGGGGAGCAGAGCCAUCAAGGCGGCGGCGCGGACACCCCCGGGGACACUUCUAUGGACUGCUACCUGCGAUCUCAGGGCUUGUACAGAAAGAGAGUUGCCAAGGAUGGAUCUUGUCUUUUCAGGGCUGUGGCCGAGCAGGUGUUACACUCUCAGUCUCGGCAUAUUGAAGUUAGGAUGGCUUGUGUAGACUAUCUUCGGAAAAAUAGGGAGAAAUUUGAAGCAUUCAUAGAGGGGCCAUUUGAAGACUAUUUAAAAUGUUUGGAAAAUCCACAGGAAUGGGUUGGACAAGUAGAAAUAAGUGCCCUUUCUCUUAUGUACAAGAAAGAUUUCAUAAUAUACCAGGAACCAAAUGCUUCUCCUUCACAUGUAACUGAAAACGACUUUUCUGAUAAGGUAUUGCUGUGCUUCUCAAAUGGAAACCACUAUGAUAUUGUUUAUCCCAUAGAGUAUUCAGAAAAGGCUGCUCUAUGCCAGUCUCUACUGUAUGAGCUUCUUUAUGAGAAGGUAUUUGGUACAGAUGUAAAGAAAAUUAUAGAGGAACUUAGUGCUGGUGGUGUGACAGAGGAAAGUAACGGUAGCAGUGAAGUAUCUGCUUCAGAUUCAGAAGAUGACAGCUACAGGAGUAAAGCUACAGCAGUUAGUGAUACGAAUGGAUUGAAAUCUCUUUCUGAGAACGAGCACCUUAAGAGCAAUGGGAAUCCUGCCUCGUUGGUCUUACCUAAAGAAGUUCUUAAAGCACUCAAUCCAUCAGUUUACAGAAAUGUUGAAUACGAUGUUUGGCUCCAAUCCAAAUGGGAUCAGCAAAAACAAGAUUUUUCUAUUGCUGCUGGCAUGCAAUACUCAGUUGGAGAUAAAUGUAAAGUGCGCUUAGAACAUAAUGGGAAGUAUUAUAAUGCCCAUAUUCAAGAAGUUUGUUCAGAGAAUGGGCCAGUUGUUGUAUUUGUAGAAGAGCUAGGAGCAAAGCAUGCUGUCUCACUGAAGAGCCUUAAACCUCUUCCACAGACCUCUCCUAUGGAGGGCUGGAACACUGUGCCAGGGAAGAAGAUAAAAAAGUUUUUCCCAACAUGGGGGCAGAAUGCUCAGCCCGAUGCAGAUUGCAGAGGGCCAAAGAAUCAGAGCAAGUCAGUAAAACCCCAGUCAGCACUACCUCCUCGACUUCAGCAUACUGUGGGAACCAGGCAGCAUCAGUUCUUAUGUUCUGGACCCCAACCUCAUCAGACCUCAGCUGAACAAAAAGCUUCAGGCAGGAAUCCUUCCCAAACUGUAAGAAAACCAGACAGGGAAAGAACUGAGGAUCCGAACCACGGCAGCAGAGAUUGUAACUACUUUGGACUGUCUCCAGAGGAGCGCAGGGAGAAACAGGCUAUAGAAGAAUCCCGUUCACUCUAUGAGAUUCAGCAAAGGGAUGAACAAGCUUUUCCUGCUCUUUCCAAUAAUCAGUCAGUCUGUCAGGCUGCUACACAGACUGUGGAUAACUUAAGCCAGAAGAAGUUCUCAAGUAAUGAGAGAAGAAACAACAAGUGGACAGUAGAGGUGGAAGAGCAGAAGGAUAAAGAGUCAAAUUCCAGGCAGAUCCACUUAAGUCAGAAGCUUGAGCCAAAUUCAUCUGAGAAGAAUAGUCAAGAUGAGAGUUGUCCAAAAGAUUCAUCUCCUUUGGAACAAGUAAAAACAGAUUCUCCAGUCCUUGCUGAGCAAGUAAGAAAUGUUUGUUUGAUUUCAAAGUUUUCCAGUCAGGAGACUUCAGACAAAGGGGAGCUGCAUCACAGCCAUAACCUGACAGAAUGCUUACUGAGCAUAACUCCAACACCCUCACCAGUCUUCUCUGAGGUGCAUUUACCUCCAGCAGUGCCUUCUGUACCAGCCAUUGUGCCAGCUUGGCCAAGUGAGCCAGCAACCUAUGGACCAGCAGGUAUUCCAGCCCAAAUACCUGCUUCUUCAUUGAUGCCAGCCCCAGCAACGGGACCUGACUCUAUUGUAUCACAGGCUCAGGUAACAUCUGCUCCAGUUGCUGGAGUUCCAGUGUCGCUCCAAGCAGUUAAUCAGCCUUUAAUGCCUUUGCCUCAGACUCUGUAUCCUUAUCAGGAUCCGCUAUACCCUGGAUUCCCUUUUAGUGAAAAGGGAGAAAGAGCUGUUGCACCCUCUUACUCCCUGUGCAGUACUGGGGAGGACUUGCCUAAAGAUAAGAAUAUUCUCAGAUUUUUCUUCAAUCUUGGUGUGAAGGCAUACAGUUGUCCCAUGUGGGCACCCCAUUCUUACUUGUACCCCCUGCACCAGGCCUAUUUAGCUGCUUGUAGAAUGUACCCGAAUGUGUCCCUUCCUGUGUACCCGCACAGCCCCUGGUUCCAGGAGGCACCGCCGGCUCAGAGUGAGAGUGAACCUGCACAAACAAACAGGCAUUUCCCUGUCCAGAGUGAGGCCCGAUCCAACGGCCAGGUCCAGCAGGUUGAUGGUAGGUCUGCAUCGCUGCCUCUCAUGAUCCCUACAGCUCAGGUGUCGGAAAGUCAAGGACAGGUCUGUGUGAAAUCGGAGAAUCCAGUGCAAGCUCUUCAUGCAAACUACGAGGAGUCCCUGAGAGGGAAAAAUGUGUUCCCACAGCCACACUUCGGACACAAUCACUUUCUAGGAGCUGUUCCAAUAGCACCUCCUUUCUUUCCUCAUUUUUGGUAUGGGUACCCAGUUCAGGGUUUCAUCGAAAAUUCAGUAGCGAGACCUAAUGUCGUCCUGUCACCUGAGGACAAGGAAGGAGCUGCUGGCACCUCUGCUGGCAUGUAUGUGGCUAAGGAAUGCAGCCCUCCAGUUCCUGGAGGAAACUCUGCAGAACAGCUUCAGAGGACUGACAGCAGCAGCGGGCCCAACACUGUGCCAUUCCCUGCGGCUGGUGCAAGAAGACUCCAGGAAGCACCAAAGGAAGCUCCAGCUAGGGCAUCUCAGCUGGAGCAGACUGGUCCUUUGGCUUCUCUGGCCAAGCAGAAAACAGCUGGGCAGCGAAAUCGUUCCCCACAAACACCAGGAACUGAGAGGCAGCCAGCAGUGCCCAGCACCCUGCCAGUCCCGGCAGAGCCGAAAAAUGAACCGAAACCCAGCAUUCCCAGUCGUAAGGAGAAGAAUGAUAAAGGCAGAGAGUCCAAGGGCCCUGGCAGUCAGCAGACAGAGAACAGGGUGCAGCGCACCAGGGAAGAGAGCUCCGAAGAUGAGAGUGAAGUUUCUGAUAUGCUGCGAAGUGGGAGAUCCAAGCAAUUCUACAGCCAGGCUUACGGAGGAGGCAGAAGGCCCAGGGUUGAAUGGAGUUACUCCAGCAGGGGAGGAUACCAGUUCCAAAGAAAUGAGGAAGCCUGGAAAGGGCCACCCGGCAGGGGCAGAGAUGAUGGCUACCAGUGUCAGCGGAACUUCAGAGGGAGGCCGUACCGCAACGACAGGAGAAGGGCAACGCAGGGAGAUAGUCAGAGGGGGCACCAGACAUAGAAUGAGUGGAUAAUUCAAAAUGUUAAAAUACAUAAAGAGGUUUGAAGUAGCAGUUAAAAAUCGUUGUAUUUCCUUUUAGUAAAGUUCAAGAUACGUUGUUUAACUUUUGGCGAGUGAAGACAAGGAGGAUGUGAACCCCUACCAUGUGUUUUUGGGGGGGAUUAUAGUUUGUUUGGCUUAGUAAUUUUUCCUAAAUGUCAAACCAGGAAAAAAUAGGUUUAGUGUUUGGUAAGCCUUUUUCCCCCUACAAACAAUAGGGUUUGUGAUAGAAGAUACGUACAUUUACUGGAGUGACAAAUUACAGCAUUUGAUGUGAUCUAGAUUCUAAAAUUGACGGUAACAUUGCACCAAAUAGAAAUGUAGAUUUUUAUCAUACAAUGCCUUAGUUCUGAACUGAGCUAAAGGAAUUCUCAGCCUACUGCACUGUUGUCUUUGAUGCUUCCAACCCAAAGGCCUUUCAUCUCAAAACCAGAAAACAAUUGAUCUGUCAAACUUGAAUGUUUUUCUUCAGUGUGUUACACGUGUGGCAGCCAGCUAGCCCUGGGUCUUAGGUAUGUUGUAUAUAGUUCUUUUCAUAUUCAUAGGGUAUAUUUUUGAAUUUUACAAAGCAUUUAUUUGUUGAACUCAAAAACAAGACAGGCAGUCGAGAACAGCUGGGUAUGAAUUCAUGAGAAUGGCUGUUUCCACCAAGAGUUUUUAACGGUGGGGUGACGAGAAUGGUGCCUAUGCCGAUUGAAUGAUGACAAAGACAAUAAAAAUGUAGAUGCUAUGCAUUUCCAAAAUAAUUCUGCACCUGUUAAAAUAGCAGAAGUUUUUUUAAUGCCACUUUAACACUUAAUGCACUGACAAAUCUUAGCUAUUUUGUGAGGAGAGAUGCAUAAAGGACAUGUGACGUUUUUAAGUUUGUAUGAUUGAGCUACUGUUCAGUAUUGUUUUGUUGUUGCACUGUUGAUGCAGAUUCGUGUUUUGCAUGUACAACUCCUUGCUGGAACUACUCUGAAAAGCAAGAUGGAGUGUCUCGGUGCGCUCUGCUCUUUCCCCACUGUUCAGAAGAAAGUGGCUUCUGCCUUAUAUUUUUACACUGUGUUGGAGUUCUGAUGCUGUUUCUUCUGACCCCGAUGAUCCCUGCAGUGUUCCUGUUGCCUUUGCAGUUUGGAUGUUCAGCUGUCCAGACUCGGAGAGCGCAGUGUGCAGUGUUCACUCAGCUCUGUUGCUCUGUAAGAUUAACUGUUGUGUAUAUUUUUAUAUCUCUGUACAUAGCAGUGUAGGUGAUGGUACCUUCCGUUCGUGUCCCAAGUAGUAUGGCCUUGAUUAGGCAACUUGAGCGAUAGCGAUGUGGUAAUUCUUUUAAGAUGCAUGCUAUGUAUAAAACCCUACUUAAAAUAAAUGUUUGUCUUUUCACUUUCUUUCUAAA
Messenger RNA from Melopsittacus undulatus (budgerigar), 5537 nucleotides. RefSeq names its product OTU deubiquitinase 4 (gene OTUD4). Gene Ontology annotation, molecular function: K63-linked deubiquitinase activity; cysteine-type deubiquitinase activity. The record is from RefSeq and is a predicted model, not a curated record. Bases 635 to 4123 code for a protein of 1162 amino acids. NCBI's taxonomy places the organism in Eukaryota, Metazoa, Chordata, Aves, Psittaciformes, Psittaculidae. Gene Ontology annotation, biological process: protein deubiquitination; negative regulation of interleukin-1-mediated signaling pathway; negative regulation of toll-like receptor signaling pathway. The transcript is spliced from 22 exons.